GUAAAAUUCGCUACCAUGAGUACACUGCGUCUGCAGAAGCGUCUGGCAUCUGCUGUGCUCAAAUGCGGCAAAAAUAAAGUUUGGUUGGACCCCAACGAAACAAAUGAAAUAGCAAAUGCUAACUCACGUCAGAAUAUCAGGAAACUGAUUAAAGAUGGUCUGAUCAUCAGAAAACCUGUAGCAGUUCACUCCAGGGCUCGUGUGCGCAAAAAUGCCAUUGCACGAAGGAAGGGUCGUCACUCUGGCACUGGAAAGAGAAAGGGUACAGCCAAUGCUCGUAUGCCACAAAAAAUUAUCUGGAUGAGGAGAAUGCGUGUGCUUAGGAGACUUCUGAAAAAAUACAGAGAAGCCAAAAAGAUUGACAGACACAUGUACCAUCAGUUAUACUUGCAAUGCAAGGGUAACACAUUUAAAAACAAGAGAGUCCUCAUGGAACACAUUCACAAAGAAAAGGCUAAGAAACUCCGAAGCAAACAGCUCAGUGACCAAGCUGAAGCCCGCAGGACGAAGACUCGUGAAGCUCGCAAGAGACGUGAGGACCGUAUCGCACUCAAAAAGCAGGAGCUUCUCAAAACUUAUGCCAAGGAAGAUGAGGCCGCCAAGAAAUAGACUGAUUCAAUUUGUACAUUGUAAAUUAAAAGAUCUAAUUAAAGGCGAUAAGUGGAAACAAGAA
This is a messenger RNA of Owenia fusiformis, 673 nucleotides long. The record is from the annotation of a GenBank genome assembly. Lineage: Eukaryota; Metazoa; Annelida; Polychaeta; Sabellida; Oweniidae.